Penicillium olsonii is the source of this 765-nucleotide messenger RNA. NCBI's taxonomy places the organism in Eukaryota, Fungi, Ascomycota, Eurotiomycetes, Eurotiales, Aspergillaceae. The record is from the annotation of a GenBank genome assembly.
AUGUAUCUUCGAGCAGUCCACGCCGAGGGCUCUAUCAAAGCCCUGUUGGAAUUUAUCAGGCAAAACCCCCUCGGAAUCUUGACGACAGCCAUCUCAUCCCAAUCACACCCCUUCAUCCAAUCCAGCCACAUUCCAUGGGUCCUGGAUGAAAUCAGUGAUGACCCUGAUGCACCCGUGAAAGGCAAACUUCGCGGCCAUAUGGCUCGACAGAACCCACAAGCUAAGGCCAUCAUGGAAAACGCCGGACAAUCCUCGUCCCAAUUGACACAAGAUGUGAUGAUUCUCUUCACCGGCUCGGCCCACCACUAUGUGACUCCCAAGUUCUACACCGAGACCAAGCCCAACACCGCUAAAGUGGUGCCGACCUGGAACUACUCCGCCGUGCAGGUAUACGGCAAAGCGACUGUCCACUUUGACUCGACGUCUCCCGAGACCUCUAGCUACCUGUCGAAGCAGAUCCAUGAUCUCUCACAAUUGUGCGAGACCUCUCAGAUGGGGUACACUGGACAGGAUGGGAAGCCCGGGCCUUGGACUGUGGCCGAGGCACCGGAGCGAUACAUCGAUAUCAUGAAAAAGAACAUCAUUGGCAUCGAGAUUGCUAUCGAGAGCAUUGGAGGGAAAUUCAAGAUGAGCCAGGAGAGUACCCCGGGUGAUCGCGAGGGUGUCAUCAAUGGAUUCUCCAACCUUGGCUCGGACGUUGGCGACCAAAUGGCAAGCCUGGUGAAGGAGCGAUGUGCAAUGAAGGACGCGAGUAAGGCAUCAUGA